Molecule: messenger RNA, 279 nt
Organism: Rotaria sp. Silwood1
Lineage: Eukaryota; Metazoa; Rotifera; Eurotatoria; Philodinida; Philodinidae
Source: the annotation of a GenBank genome assembly
AUGAUGCUUCGUCGUAUGAUUUAUUUAUCAAUAAAAGAAAUGUCAACAGUUGCAAAUGAUGUUAUUAUUGUAACAUCAAGUUUAACUCGUGAUAUGACUGAAAAAGAAGAUUCUUAUCGUGGACCAGCUAUGCGAGCUUUAUGUAAAAUUACUGAUGCAUCAAUGAUGCAAAGUGUUGAACGAUAUAUGAAACAAGCAAUUGUUGAUAAAUUACCAUCAGUUGCAUUAACAUCAUCAGUUCAUUUAAUGCGUCAAGGUCCUGAAGUAGUUAAACGAUAG